AUGUCGUGGCUCUUUGGAUCAUCGAAUGAAAAGGCCACUGCUGCCACUCCGGACACCAAGACUCAGGCUCCUCAAGGUGAAAAGCCCAAGCCUUGCUGCGUCUGCAAAGAUGAGAAAGCCGCUCGCGACGACUGCAUGCUCUUCUCCAAAUCCGACGAUCCCGCCAAGGAGUGUCAGUCCUUGAUCGACCAGUAUAAGAGCUGCAUGCUCGGUUAUGGUUUCAAGGUUUAG
This is a messenger RNA of Penicillium oxalicum, 231 nucleotides long. Its product is annotated as copper metallochaperone COX17. The record is from RefSeq and is a predicted model, not a curated record. Gene Ontology annotation, cellular component: mitochondrial intermembrane space. Gene Ontology annotation, molecular function: copper ion binding; copper chaperone activity. NCBI's taxonomy places the organism in Eukaryota, Fungi, Ascomycota, Eurotiomycetes, Eurotiales, Aspergillaceae. The transcript is spliced from 3 exons. Gene Ontology annotation, biological process: mitochondrial respiratory chain complex IV assembly. Bases 1 to 231 code for a protein of 76 amino acids.